Molecule: messenger RNA, 1338 nt
Organism: Ornithodoros turicata
Lineage: Eukaryota; Metazoa; Arthropoda; Arachnida; Ixodida; Argasidae
Exons: 1
Coding region: 1-1338 (445 amino acids)
Source: RefSeq, a predicted model, not a curated record
AUGGAUUUAUCCCCUGAAGAAGUAAGCAGUCCCGAGAGUGGGCGUACGGUGCUCUACCGUAAGCGGAGUGCCUCUACUUCGAGUCAUGCCUCGUCUACUCUCGCUUCGUCAGAAGACGAUCAACCUUUUCAGGACGUUGUGAAACGAGCUCGCAAAGCCAACCUGGGGAAUGACGGGCGGAUCACCUCUCUUGAGGGAACUACCGUGAUAUUUGCUCCGCUGGACCGGACAUCGAACCUCGCUAAGCUCAACCACUUGAAGCUUUCUCAGUUCCUUACAUCUGAACUCCCGGGAAGGAUUAAGGAGAUCCGACCGAACCACGCAAAGAACAUCAUAGCAGUCGAUGUAGUUGCCCCAGCUGCCAAGAUAGCGCUCCUGCAACUUGAGCGAAUCUGCACCAUACCAGUCCGUGCCUACGAGCCGCGGCCCGUGAACUCGAGCUGUGGUGUCAUCGUCGGCAUUGACUUGUCCCUCUCGGACAGCCAGAUAAAGGACGCUAUAACGUCCGGCCCUCCGCUUCUCGUGGCUAGAAGAAUUCGACGGGACGCUGGUACGGUGAGGCUCACAUUCCUUGGGAAGAAACCCCCUAAAAGCGUCAGUUUCCAGUUACUCACGAUGCAAGUCCGAGAGUAUCUGCCCCGUGUAGUCCAAUGCGACAACUGCCUCCGAUACGGUCACGUGGCUGCUUGCUGCAGCCGUCGAAAAAUGUGCCCAAACUGCGGUACCUCCCACGAGAACCCAGUGUGUCCAGAAUCCGAACCGACUUGCGCUAAUUGCCGAGGAAAGCAUUCUGCCUCGUCCAGGGACUGCCCGUUGUUUAAGGAGCAAAGGCGCAUCGCAAGGGAACGCUCACGCUCCAACAGCAGCUAUAGAGAGGCAAAAGCCAAAGUCCGCCAUGCAAAGCGGUCGAGUAAGCCAAAGACAUACAGGCGUGGAAUGUCCCCGUCCAAGCCAGGAAACCCAGGUGCCCGUCUGCCAUCUAAAAGCCCUCACGCGUCUCCUCAGCAAGUCAUCUGGGCGGACACUGACUUCCCCCCGCUGGAGCCCACAGUGGUCUCGGUGACGGAAGAGAGCCUGCCCCCACAGAUACGUAAACAGAAGACUACGGGCCCUCCCACUUCCCCACGACCCCCAGCCAUCUCCUCGCCAGCUUACCAAAAGGCGUUAAACCGGCAACAGGGUACAGAUCUGCCCUUGGUCAUCAUUCAGCUACUCUUUGCUGCGUUGAAGGCCAUUGUCUCAGCCGUCCCCGGAUGUACCGUUCUAGCUGAAAUCCAAUCGAUCCUACAACUGGAAACCGUGAUUGCGCCCCUGCUCGCGUCUGCCAACAAGAGCUAA